Messenger RNA from Adineta ricciae, 1458 nucleotides. Lineage: Eukaryota; Metazoa; Rotifera; Eurotatoria; Adinetida; Adinetidae. The record is from the annotation of a GenBank genome assembly.
AUGGAAUUUGAAGAAAUUCAAUUGAUUGUUAGUAAAGCUAUCGGACAGACGAAAACACAUCAAAUUGAUCUAUUGAUGAGAUGGCUCGAUGGUAUCCUUUCGAAAUAUCGAGAUUCGACUUUUUCUCCAAAUCAAACACCAACUAAGAUACACAAUGGUCAACGAUUUGUGUGUCCAUGCGGUCGAUCUUUUUCUACUGAAAUAACAAUUCGUGAAACGACAAAUGUUGAUGCUAGUUCUCCGCCUGCAACGCCUAUGCUUUCACUCAAAACUGAUCUGAAACAUCUACAGCAUUUACAAGAAUCCGUUUCGAAACGGUCGCGUACAUCCCUCUUGGAUACGGCACAUACCAUAGCGACAGGAUCGACCUCCGCAUCAACAACUACAUUUAAUUCAUCACCGUUAGUUGUACCAUGGUCAACAGCGAAUAUGAAGAAUUACGAAAAUAGUCCAGAAUUGAUAACUGCGGACUCAAAUCGUGGUGAAAGUGAUAUUGAAUUAUCGAGCGAUGAUUCGAGAUGUUUGGAAGAUAUCGAAGCUGUUCUAUCGCCGCAUAAAACAACAAUCUCAAAUUUUAUUUACUCAAACGACUUAUGGACAACACCUUCGCUUUCAAGUACUGCUAACAGUACUCUAACCAAUUCAACUAAUAAUAAUCAUGAUGAUGAUAGACAGGAACAGCAACAAAUGAUAACAUUGAAACCCGUUAGUAAUGAACCAUUAUCACCCACACCUGCUCUGCUUCAUGAUGGAGAUAUGGGCAAGACAGUUGCCACAAUUCAUAGACGACCUAUGCUUCUCGCCUUUACUGAUUCUCGAGCAUGUUCACCGACAGGACCAACUCAUUUCAAAUGUACUCAAUGUCACGAAACGUUCAAUAGUCUUCUUCUUGGUCAAGAACACGCCAACAAUGGCAUGUGCAUAUCUGAUGCCACAGUGAAUACAUUGGAGAACUCUGAUACACCUCCGUCGCCCGCUGUUUCGCCAUUGUUUGAUCCUUUUCAAGAGGAAUUGGACGAAACUGUUCCAGCUCGAUAUGAUACGAAAGCGGCGUGUCCAGUUUGUAGUAAGGUUUUUAGUAGUGUUCAUACAAUGGUUCGUCACAAGAUGUCGAUACAUGAUCGACAAGUCCGGUACGGAUGCAAUAUUUGUGGUCGUUUCUUCUUUCGUAAAGAUAAAUUAACUUCACAUAUGGUUUACCAUCAAGAUUUUGAUACUUAUGUUUGUUGUUUUUGCUCCGUUGGUUGCAAAUCUCGUAUGCUAAUGAGACAACAUUUAAAACGCGAUCAUGUCAUAUCAGGUGAAGAUACACGUUUAAAUGAUAUUCUCAAUCGAUGUCAAGUGAAAAAGUCGCUUAAUCUCGAAUCGAAUAUGUCUGUGGCGUACGGACCAGAUCGAGCUGUUACCUCUUUAAAACGAAACCAUACUUCAAUAACGACAGAAAAUGAUAUUAAAUAG